GUUCCCAAACUUGCAAGAUGCAUCGAAAAUCUUCACAGCACGGUUAAACAACAUGCACAAACUACACCGCACUCGCUUGAAGAUAGGGGCUCGCUCAAUCACCGCCAUCACGUGUAGCUCGCCCGUGAGGAAGCGGAUCUCAACCGCCCGAUUUUUCACCCGCCCGAGUUCUCAAACGCCCGAACUUUCACCAUGCAGAUCCGAAGUGACUCUUCUGAAACACAAACACAUUCACAGUCACACUCUCAACAGUCAACACUGGUCCGGGGCUUGUUAUAUACCACAUAAUCACAACACUGCUCAGCCCAAACAACUUCUCAGAUCCGCACAUUCCCCUCCAAAGCUGGCAAAUCAAAUGGAGUAUGCAAAAGAACUACAUAUUGCUUCAAUAGCAGUGCACCAUGCUAGUAUCCUGACGAACUCGGUACAAUCUAUUAUUCAACAGAAAGGGAACUCGCUCGAGAAAGAUGAAUUUGGAGACCCGGUCACGAUCGCGGAUUUUGCUUCCCAGGCGAUGAUCAUUAAUGCCAUCCAUCACCACUUCCCCGACGACACUUUCGUGGGAGAAGAAGAUGAAUCUAUGCUUCGGUCUUCACCAGAGCUUCUUGAGCGGGUGUGGGCCCUUGUUGAUGGGAUGGAGAUUGAGGGUGAUGAGGUGCCGAGGUUGGGGAGUAGGGAGGAUUUAUUGAGGGUUAUUGGGUUAGGUGGGAAGGAGGAGACAGCAAAGGGGAGAGUGUGGAUGUUGGAUCCUAUUGAUGGGACGAAGAGCUUCUUGACGGGGAAUCAGUAUGCGGUUUCUUUGGCGCUGGUAGUGGAUGGGAGUCAGAAGGUUGGAGUGUUGGGAUGUCCGAAUAUCAAAUCGGGGAGUAGCGAAGUGAGAGAAGAUGUUGUGGAUCGGGAUGGACUUGGCGUUUUGCUGUCGGCUGUGGAGGGUCAAGGUGCUUAUCAGAGAAUCAUGACUCAGGAUGAUUUGGGCGAGCCGAGGAAAAUGGAGAAGUUGGGAGACGUUGAAGAUCUGAGCGAGUUGAAGUAUGUGAACUCGAUGGCGAGCGAUCAUCUCUCGAAACCAAUCUAUCUGGUGGUCAAGGAUGCUUGUGGGCUCAAGACUUCCGAUGAGGUAGAUUUGUGGUCGACGCACGUCAAGUACGCUGCGCUUACCUUCGGAGGUGUGAAUUGCAUGGUGAGGAUACCGCCGAAGAGGAGCUAUCGCGGCUUUGUUUGGGAUCAUGCUGGAGGUCAAUUGAUCUACGAGGAAGUUGGUGGGAAGUUGACGGACAUCAAUGGUACAAGGUUUGACUUUGGGGUUGGAAGGAAAUUAGAGAGGAAUUGGGGAGUGGUGGCUGCUCCACCGAGCGUUCACGGAAAGCUGCUGGAGGUCGUGGAGCGUGUGUUGGAAGAGAAUCCAAUUUACUGAUACCCUAGGUUUCAAGGGCAAGGUUGGGAUGAACUAGCGGAGGUCUUUUCCUGCUGCCCUCUCUGUGUCAAUUGAGUUGGCUAAGUGGCGGGCGCAUGUAUGAGUAUGGAGAACAUAACGUCGCAACUCCCAGUAUGAUUUUAUCAGAGUAUAUCUCUCGAUAGACAAAACAAAAGCAAAUUCUCAGCUUCGGAACCGUAUGAUCCGAACACAAGGCAAGUUGCAGAAAGCCUCACGGCAAGGCACAGACCAUUCUGAUCGCCAUUGGAUAAGACUGUCGAG
Mollisia scopiformis is the source of this 1696-nucleotide messenger RNA. RefSeq names its product carbohydrate phosphatase. The coding region runs from base 53 to 1414 and encodes 453 amino acids. NCBI's taxonomy places the organism in Eukaryota, Fungi, Ascomycota, Leotiomycetes, Helotiales, Mollisiaceae. The record is from RefSeq and is a predicted model, not a curated record. Gene Ontology annotation, molecular function: 3'(2'),5'-bisphosphate nucleotidase activity. The transcript has a single exon. Gene Ontology annotation, biological process: sulfate assimilation.